Messenger RNA from Camelina sativa (false flax), 747 nucleotides. The record is from RefSeq and is a predicted model, not a curated record. Lineage: Eukaryota; Viridiplantae; Streptophyta; Magnoliopsida; Brassicales; Brassicaceae.
AUGGGUUGUUGUAAGGUGCCAGCUCUUAUUCAGGCGCAGGUUGAAAUGGGUUUGGUUAAUGAUGUUGAGCACAAAAGCCUUUUCAGACGUGAAACUGAUUCCCCACAAAGAAAAGCUUCUUCUUUGAUGGAACAAGGAUCACUCUCUUCAAGUUUUCGCGAACGUGCACCUAAAACACCUAACAACAGUGUGCUCCAGAGCUUCAAGAUUGUUAUUUUGUCGAAUAAGCUCAAUCUUUUGUUGCCUUUUGGUCCUCUAGCUAUACUACUUCAUUACUUGACCGAUAAUAAGGGAUGGAUCUUCUUACUGAGCUUAGUAGGCAUCACACCAUUAGCUGAACGUCUCGGAUAUGCCACAGAGCAAUUGGCUUGUUACACGGGUUCAACUGUUGGAGGCCUGCUAAACGCUACAUUUGGAAACGUGACAGAGCUGAUCAUAUCGAUUUUCGCUCUUAAAACUGGAAUGAUACGCGUUGUACAGCUGACACUGCUCGGCUCGAUCCUUUCUAACAUGUUGCUUGGAAACGCCGUUGUGAAUUCAGGAUUGCUUUUGAUGGCUGUCAUGGGGUUACUCUUCCCCACAGUUCUUCAUUACACGCACAGUGAGGUUCAUGCUGGGUCAUCAGAGCUUGCUCUCUCAAGAUUCAGCAGUUGCGUAAUGCUCGUUGCCUAUGCUGCUUACCUCUUUUUCCAGUUGAAGAGCCAGCCGAGUUCUUAUACUGCUCUUACGGAGGUUUGUUGUCUUUGA